Molecule: messenger RNA, 1340 nt
Organism: Spinacia oleracea (spinach)
Lineage: Eukaryota; Viridiplantae; Streptophyta; Magnoliopsida; Caryophyllales; Amaranthaceae
Product: D-amino-acid transaminase, chloroplastic-like
Exons: 3
Coding region: 279-1169 (296 amino acids)
Biological process (GO): folic acid biosynthetic process
Molecular function (GO): pyridoxal phosphate binding; 4-amino-4-deoxychorismate lyase activity
Source: RefSeq, a predicted model, not a curated record
CAUAAAAGGCCACUAAAUCGAUAACCCCGAUCACAUAUAUUAUUACUUGUUGUGAGACUAUCUUAUACAAGACUCCGCCUAUUAGAGGUUACAACACAAUAAAUCAAAAUAUUGCCUGUUUGUUUGUUUUGGUAACCUCUUUUUUUGGGUGGGUUGGUUACUUAAAUAUAAGCUUCCUUUCCUUCCUCCUUUUUUUUUUUUUUUUUUUUUUAUCUAAUUAGGUGGUUGAAAAGCUAAAAGAGAGGUGCAAUAAAGCAAAGGAUAAGCCCUAUCUUGCAAUGUAUUCCAGCAUCUUUGGUGGUAUUGUUCUUGAUCCUAUGAUGAUGAUGAUACCUAUAGAUGAUCAUAUGGUGCAUCGAGGUCAUGGUGUAUUUGAUACUGCCAUUAUAUUCAAUGGGUUCCUUUAUGAACUGGACGCCCAUUUAGAGCGGUUUCAAAGGUCAGCGUCACUAGCAAAAAUAUCACCUCCGUUUUCUGGAUCAGCAUUUCGGAGCAUUCUCAUCCAACUGACAGAAAAAUCAAAGUGCAAGAAUGGAACACUUCGUUACUGGCUUAGUGCAGGUUCAGGGAAUUUCUCACUUUCACCUUCAGAUUGUCCUACACCAGCUUUAUAUGCCAUAGUUAUCAAACAUGACAUGUCACAAUGGAAAGAAGGCGUCAAAGUCAUAACGUCCUCUAUCCCCAUGAAAACACCACUGUUUGCCACAAUGAAGAAUGUUAACUACCUUCCCAACGUCCUUGCACAGAUGGAAGCCGAAGAGAAGGGAGCAUUUGCCUCCAUAUGGGUUGAUGAUGAGGGUUAUAUUGCAGAAGGUCCAAAUAUGAAUGUUGCUUUUGUAAACCAAGACACAGAGUUGGUUAUCCCAAAAUUUGACAAGAUCCUCGCUGGAUGUACUGAGAACAGGCUUCUAGAACUUGCACCCAAGUUGGUUGAGCAGGGUCGUCUCAAGGCUGUCAAAACAGCUCAUAUUUCAGUUGAGGAAGCAAAAGCUGCUGCUGAAAUGAUGUUUGUGGGAAGCUCACUUCCUGUUGCACCCAUAAUCAUGUGGGAUGAUAAGCCCAUAGGAAACGGAAAGGUAGGGAAACUGACUCUUGCACUCUCCGAUCUUCUCUGGAAUGACAUGGCUGCAGGACCUGAAACACAUAGGAUCCGGGUUACAUACGAAUAACAACUUUAGCAUCUAUCGUACUUUCAUUACCAUUUAGCCUGCUCUUAUGGUUGCUUCAAUAAAGGUUACAAGGUUCUUAUUCCUACUUAUCACAAGGCUUAAUGCAUCAAUGUUAUCCAAUAAGCAUUAUCAAUAUAUACUUCUUGGCUUGGCUUUUGUACAAUGCCUACA